Molecule: messenger RNA, 315 nt
Organism: Parnassius apollo (apollo)
Lineage: Eukaryota; Metazoa; Arthropoda; Insecta; Lepidoptera; Papilionidae
Source: the annotation of a GenBank genome assembly
AUGAAAACAAUCUAUAAAAAACGUGCCCAGUAUACACAAAUUAAUAAUAUAAUGCAAGAUUUGAAUGUGAUAGAUUUCCACACGUAUCUCAGAUUAGACAACGAAAUACUACAAAUGUUGUUGGAGACGGUGGGCCCUGAAAUACAACGUAGUAACACACUUAUGCCAAUUUUUAAUAGUACUGAUUCACCAGAAUCAUUAUUGGAUCGAGAAGAAACAAUGACGGGGAAUGUAAUAUCAGGAGAUUUUCGUAAUUACUACCAAUUUUUAGAUAAUGAAGAAAACUACCUUUUUUUAAUGAACAAGGCCAUGUGA